Messenger RNA from Pteronotus mesoamericanus, 921 nucleotides. It is a transcript of the gene DTWD2, whose product is annotated as DTW domain containing 2. NCBI's taxonomy places the organism in Eukaryota, Metazoa, Chordata, Mammalia, Chiroptera, Mormoopidae. The record is from RefSeq and is a predicted model, not a curated record.
AUGAAGCCGCAGAAAGAGGUGCGAACAACUAGGAACCCGGUCGAACGGCUGCCGGCCUCCAGGUCGCAGACGCCUAAAGAGCAGGAGCGGCGGGAGAGGGGCGCAGCCUUGCCGAUGGCUGCCCUGGGCGGAGAGGCUGACAGCGCCAGUGCAGAGGAGAUGUGGAAACUACCGCUGGAGCCGACUGAACGAUUUAUUAAACCACCAACUAACAUGAUUGAAUGCUCACAGUGUGCCCGAUUCCUCAAAAAGUGUUUGUGUCCAUUUCUAUCAGUGCAUCCUCUGCACAAAUCUACCUACUUGUACGUAAUUCAGCAUCUGGCAGAGGUGGGUAAGAUUUUAAGAUGUGUUCCUCUACUAGCAGCAUGCCUUCCUUAGGACAAAUGUAAAGUCAAGAUUGGUCGUUGCUCCAGUGAAGAAAGAGGUCCUGAACUUUCAAUGGUUUAUAAGAAGUCUGGUACAUUAGUAUUAUAUCUAGGGGCUAACGCUGCUCAUUUGGAGGAAUUUAUAUUAGAGUCUCCUAUUUAUCAGUCCACAGUCAUCAUCAUCGAUGGUACAUGGAGCCAGGAUAAGGACAUUUUCUAUAAGAAUUCCUUGUUCCGACUGACCAAACAGGUGCAGUUAAGUAGUAUUUCUAGUCAUUAUGUCAUUUGGAUACAGCCAUCUCAUAGGUGCCUGUUUACUUUUCAUCUUGGAGAAAAUGCAGCUGUUGCUUUUUCCAUCUUGGAGAAAAAUAAUUACAUACAGCAGACUUUGCUUUGCCCUCUUCAAGCUUUAUGUUCUUUCCAGCUUCAGCAUGGAGCUCGAAUUCUCCUCAGCAAGGAACACCUUCUGAAAAAUGGAUUAUAUUCUAAGCCAACGCCAAAGAACAAACACAGACUCAGGAAAAUGGAACUGUUAAUGAACAGUGUUAAAAUUUAG